This is a messenger RNA of Naegleria fowleri, 1431 nucleotides long. RefSeq lists its product as uncharacterized. The record is from RefSeq and is a predicted model, not a curated record. Gene Ontology annotation, biological process: double-strand break repair. The transcript is spliced from 2 exons. Gene Ontology annotation, cellular component: BRCA1-A complex; BRISC complex. Gene Ontology annotation, molecular function: metallopeptidase activity; polyubiquitin modification-dependent protein binding. NCBI's taxonomy places the organism in Eukaryota, Heterolobosea, Eutetramitea, Acrasida, Naegleriidae. The coding region runs from base 1 to 1431 and encodes 476 amino acids.
AUGCAUUCAUCCUCCCAUCCUCCUCCUCCUCAUGCUUCAUCCUCCUCUCCCCUGUCAUUCGGAUCAACAUCAUCACUACCAUCCUCAUUCUCAUCACUCUCAUCAUUCUCAUCAUUCAUCAGUCAACAACAACAACAACAACAACAACAAUCAACAACCAAUCCUCCUCCUCCUCCUCCUCAGAAUGAUUCUCUUCUCUUAAAUUCUGUUCGUAUCACUCAUGAUUGUUAUCUUUCAUGUCUCUCUCAUGCAUUGACAUGCAGUGAAGAAGAAAUUAUGGGUCUAUUAAUAGGAUAUGUGGAUGAAGUGAAUGGAGUGAGUACAGUGUAUGAUUGUUGUCCGUUGAGAAGAUUGGAUAAGAGAAGAGAUCGAGUCGAAAUUUCACCAGAACAACUUGUCCAUGCUGCACAAAUGGCUGAACAUUUAUCAACUAAUUUCAAGUUGUCACGAGUCAUUGGAUGGUAUCAUUCUCAUCCUCAAUUUAUUCAUUUACCAAGUACCAUUGAUUUAAAUUGUCAAUUUCAAUAUCAACAAAUGGAUCGAGGAUUUGUAGGAUUAAUUAUUUCUUUAUUUAAUCAUGAAAAGAGAGAAUUGAAUCAUCAACAUGUUUCAAUGAGAAAUUUCAUCGAUGAUAAUGACAACAACAACUCCUCCUCGAGGAUUGGAAGUAUUAAAUUACAUGCCUUUCAAUCGAGAAGAGCUUUCAGACGACCAUUCAUUGCUGGUGUGAGUGCUGCUGGACAUUUCAAUCAUCACCGUGAUGAUGAAAUCGAUCCGAAUCGAUUGUUGACAAUUACCACUCCUCCUACUACUACCACCACCACUGGCAAUACCACUCCUCCUACUACCACCAAUACUCUUCAUUCCUUCAUGCCUUCAUUCAUGACGAAUAUGGAUAACUCCAUGAUGUUACAAGCUGUGAGCAUUCCCAUAGAAAUUAUUGAUGAUGAGAUGUUGAAAAGUGAAAUGAUCGAGUUCUCUCACCACUCCUCGAAGAGUAUUGUUGGUCAUAGUGGUCAUGGUGAUAUUGAUGGUCAUAGUGGUGGUGGUGGUGGUGGUGAUAAUAGUGAUCCAACCACACAACAAGAUCCUCCUUUUCAUUCAUCUUCCAUAUUGUAUUGGCCAAGAAAUUCUCUCCAACGAAUCAUUCAAAUUCAAGAAGCAAUUAUUGAUGAGGAGAGAGAUGAAUUUAAUAGAGCUCUCUCUUCUCAUCAGAUAUCCUCAAGCACUACCACACCUCCUACAACAAACUCAUCCAACAACAACAACAACAACAAAUUAUUCACAAAUUUCAUGUACAAUAGUUCCAUUUAUCAAGCGAAUUUGGUAAAUUUAAUUGAAAAUUGUUUAAAUCCUCUCAGAGAGUCAUUAAUGAAUGAAUUGGAAAGAAACUUGAAUGAAAUUCAUCAACUCCAAGAUCAGAAACAAUAA